This is a messenger RNA of Rattus rattus (black rat), 962 nucleotides long. It is a transcript of the gene Hvcn1, whose product is annotated as hydrogen voltage gated channel 1. The record is from RefSeq and is a predicted model, not a curated record. Bases 114 to 929 code for a protein of 271 amino acids. Gene Ontology annotation, cellular component: plasma membrane. Gene Ontology annotation, molecular function: voltage-gated proton channel activity. NCBI's taxonomy places the organism in Eukaryota, Metazoa, Chordata, Mammalia, Rodentia, Muridae. Gene Ontology annotation, biological process: proton transmembrane transport. The transcript is spliced from 6 exons.
GCGCUGCUCAAAAAGGAACCUGUGAGGACAGAUUGCCAAGUGUCCAACUCAGGACAGCGGUGUGACAAGUCUGCUUUCGGGGUACUCUCGCUGGAUCCUGAGACAACGGGAAAAUGACUUCCCAUGACCAAAAGGCCGUCACUCGCAGAACCAAGGUGGCUCCCACCAAGAGGAUGAGCAGGUUCUUGAAGCACUUCACAGUGGUGGGGGACGACUACCACACCUGGAAUGUCAACUACAAGAAGUGGGAGAACGAGGAGGAUGAGGAGGAGCCCGCCCCCACGUCAGCGGAGGGCGAGGGCAGUGCUGUGGGCCCAGACGCUGAGGCUGGCUCUGCCUCCACGCCCAGGCCGUCCCUGGACUUCAGGAGCCGGCUAAGGAAACUAUUCAGUUACCACAGGUUUCAGGUCAUCAUCAUCUGCCUGGUGGUCCUGGACGCUCUCCUGGUGCUGGCUGACCUCAUUCUGGAUUUGAAGAUCAUUGAGCUGGACGAGAAACACUAUGCGGUCAAGGUAUUCCGCUACCUGGGUUUUGCCAUCCUGGCCUUCUUCAUGCUGGAGAUUUCCUUUAAAGUCUUUGUCUUCCGCUUGGAGUUCUUCCACCACAAGUUUGAGAUCCUGGAUGCCAUUGUGGUGGUGGUGUCCUUUGUCCUUGACCUCAUCCUCCUGCUUAAAAACCACCAUUUUGAAGCUCUUGGUCUGCUGAUUCUGCUUCGGCUCUGGAGGGUGGCCCGGAUCAUCAACGGUAUCAUCAUCUCAGUGAAGACACGCUCUGAACGUCAGAUCUUACGGUUAAAGCAGAUAAACUUCCAACUGGCCACCAAGAUCCAGCAUCUGGAAUUCAGCUGCUCCGAGAAGGAACAAGAAAUUGAGCGACUGAGCAAGCUGUUGAGACAGAACGGACUUCUUGGGGACGUGAACGUGAACUAAGCCUUCCAGAAGGUCCAUCCAGAGUAGCUGGGC